AUGACGUCGCUGCCGGACGAGCUAGUGGAGGAGGUCUUCCUCCGCCUUCCGCCGGACGAGCCCGCGGCGCUCGUGCGGGCCUCCCUCGUCAGCAAGCCCUGGUUCGGCCUCCUCACCGGACCCGCCUUCCGCGGCCGCUACCGCGAGUUCCACGGUGCUCCACCCAUGUUGGGCUUCCUCUACAACCGGCCCUACGGCUACUCCCGCAGGAAAGACCUCACCCCACUCUUCGUCUCAACCACAAAAUUCAGGGUGCGCAUUCCGCACUUUACCCAGCGCACGCACCAAAGUUUGGAUGCAUGGGACUGCCGCCAUGGCAUGGUUCUUCUUGGGGAUAACGGCUACUGUCCCCCGAUGCUCGCCGUUUGGGACCCCAUGACGGGCUGCGCUCGGGAGCUGUACGGGCCCGAAGAAUACCUCGACCCCGCCGAUAGCUACAAGAUCGCGGUGCUCUGCGCCGUGAGCGGCUGCGACCACCGCUCGUGUCACGCGGUCCGCCCCUUCAAGAUGGUCUAUGUCGGCGUGAAGACGCGUGAUGGUGAGUGUGUUGCACUCGCGUUCGUCUCGUCGCCGGACAUGGGUGACUGGACCAAGGCGUCUGAUCCUGAACGUGAGGAGUGGGAGGAGCCGUGCUCUGAUCUUGAUCUUGCAAAUGAUGCGUUCGUCCAUUCAAUGCCUGCUGUCCUCGUCGACGACGCCCUACACUUCCUGCUUGGGUACAAAUAUGAUGAUGGUCGUGCAGGAAUUCUCAAGUACAGCUUGAGCUCUGAUUCUUUAUCGUUUAUUGAUGCGCCGCUUGCCAUGUCUGUUGUUGCUCGUGCCAGUAUCCUCAUGGCGAUGAAGGAUGGCAGAUUGGGGUUUGCACAUGUGGACAGGUUAACCCUCCACGUAUGGUCCAGACAGGUAGAUUCCGAUGGAGGUGCAUCAUGGACUCAUGGUAGAAUCGUGGAUCUCAAGAGCCUUCUCCAUAUUAAAUAUCCCAAGAGUCGAGCUAGACUGAUUGGUUCUGUGGAGGGCGGUGAUAUCAUUUUUGUGACCGCGGAUCUUGGCGUCUACGAGAUUGAUCUCAACACACUAGAGUGGAAGGAGCGACGGAAGAGAGAAAAUCUCCACGCUCUUUAUCCCUACAUGAGUUUUUACAAUCCGCCAGAAAGGGUGAUCCCUGGUGAUGCGGCACAUUAA
Messenger RNA from Triticum turgidum subsp. durum (durum wheat), 1182 nucleotides. NCBI's taxonomy places the organism in Eukaryota, Viridiplantae, Streptophyta, Magnoliopsida, Poales, Poaceae. The record is from the annotation of a GenBank genome assembly.